AUGGGCAAAGGCGUGAAGUUCAAUCCGGUGACGGAUAUCCCGAGCCUGGCGGGGAAGGUCAUUUUGGUCACUGGAGGCAACGCAGGCCUAGGCAAGCAAACCAUCCUCUACCUCUCUCAACAUUCCCCUUCACGAAUCUACCUCGCCGCACGCACCGCCUCCAAAGCCACUUCCGCAAUCGCCGAUAUCAAAAAGCUCGUUCCGGAUGCACCCAUCGAACACCUCCCCCUCGACCUCACAUCCAUGGCCUCCAUCAAAGCCGCCGCCGACAUCUUUCAGGCCAAGGAAUCACGCCUCGACAUCCUCAUCAACAACGCCGGUGUUAUGGCCACGCCCUACAGUCUCACAAAAGAAGGCUACGAGAUUCAAUUCGGCACAAACCACAUGGGCCACGCACUUCUCACAAAACUGCUCCUCCCGACUUUGCUCGAGACGGCUAAGCAGCCCGGUGCCGACGUCCGCAUCAUCAAUCUCAGCAGCAUAGGGCAUAUGAUGGCGCCAUCUGAAGGCAUCAUCCAGACGCAAUCCACACUACAGCAAAGAUCAACCUGGACGCGUUACGGCCAAUCCAAACUCGCAAACAUCCUUUUCUCGAACGAACUCGCCGCCCGCUACCCCGAGAUAACAACCGUAUCCAUCCACCCCGGCGUCAUUGUCACAGACCUAUACGCCUCUCUCAAGUCGAAUUUUAUUAUGCGGCUCUUGGUCGGGCUUUAUCAACUGCUGACGCCAAUUCUACCAGGCCAUUAUAAGGACACGACGGGGGGUGCGUUGAAUCAGACGUGGGCGGCGACAACAAAGAAGGAGGGAUUGACAAACGGCGAGUUUUAUACGCCGGUGGGGAAGACGGGGUCGGGGAGUAAGAAGAGUAGGGAUGCGGGGUUGGGGAAGAAGUUGUGGGAGUAUACAGAGGUAGAGCUGGAGAAGCAUGGGUAUUGA
Lindgomyces ingoldianus is the source of this 939-nucleotide messenger RNA. Its product is annotated as oxidoreductase-like protein. The transcript has 2 exons. Bases 1 to 939 code for a protein of 312 amino acids. NCBI's taxonomy places the organism in Eukaryota, Fungi, Ascomycota, Dothideomycetes, Pleosporales, Lindgomycetaceae. The record is from RefSeq and is a predicted model, not a curated record.